Molecule: messenger RNA, 660 nt
Organism: Neltuma alba
Lineage: Eukaryota; Viridiplantae; Streptophyta; Magnoliopsida; Fabales; Fabaceae
Product: translation initiation factor IF-2
Exons: 2
Coding region: 92-412 (106 amino acids)
Source: RefSeq, a predicted model, not a curated record
CGUGAAGAAGCCAUCCCUUUACCCUCAUCUAUCCUUCACUGCAGUGCAAUCCUGUAACUCUGUUUCAUACUCAGAUUCUCUCCGUUUUGUCAUGGGACCCGGCGGACCUGGCGGCGGACCCGGUGGACCUGGAGGUCCUGGUCCGGGCCCUGGGUGGGGUCCGGGACCUGGGGGCCCUGGAUGGGGUCCGGGACCUGGAGGUCCGGGCUGGGGUCCCGGACCUGGAGGUCCGGGCUGGGGUCCUGGCGGUUUCUUUGGUGGAUUUGCAAACGGCAUCUGCAGCUUGGUAUCUUCUUGCUUGUAUUGCCUCUGCUGUUGCUGGUUGCUCCAGGAUUGCUUCGGUGGUCAACCUCCUUUUGGACCUCCAGGCCCAGGAGGACCGCCGGGCCCAGGUGGCCCACGUCCUUUCUGAUGGGCCGGCUUACGUGCGUUCAUCUACGGUAUUCAUUAUCUGGUGUGGUUGUAUUCCUGCAUUUUGAUGCUUGAAAUGGGAAAUGCACUUUUUUUUUUUGUGUGUGGUUAAAAUAGGAAAUGUACUUUUGAAUCUAUAUGUUAUGCGACAUUGUUAUAAAGCAUUUGAACUUGUUAAAUUCACAAAUGCGUUGUGUUUUUGUUGAGGAUCUGCCGCUUGAACAAUGAACUCUUCAUUUUAAGUGAUGA